Molecule: messenger RNA, 927 nt
Organism: Sphenostylis stenocarpa
Lineage: Eukaryota; Viridiplantae; Streptophyta; Magnoliopsida; Fabales; Fabaceae
Source: the annotation of a GenBank genome assembly
AUGGAAAGAAAAGGGUUUGAAGCAGAUGUGUUUACAUACAGCACACUUGCUAGUGGGCUAUGUAAAUUGCAUAAGUAUGAAGAAGCCAAGAGAACACUAAAUUUGAUGGUGGAGAAAGGAGUGGCUCCGAACGUUGUGACUUGCGCUACUUUUAUUGAGAUAUAUUGUAAGGAAGGAAACUUUGCAGAAGCUGAGAGGUUCUUAGGGAAUAUGGAUAAAAAGGGUGUGGUGCCUAAUAUUGUUGCAUAUAAUACUCUAAUAGAUGCAUAUAGCAGGAAAGAAAAAGUAAAGCAAGCUCAUAAGGAGAUAAUGCCAGAUGUAUUUACAUACAUAUCACUGAUACAUGGGGAAUGUAUAGUUGGCAAGGUAGAUGAGGCUCUGAAGCUUUUCAAUGAAAUGUUGGUAAAGGGCAUAAGAGGAAGCGUGAAGACAUAUACAACAAUUAUUUGUGGUUUAUCCAACGAGGGGAGAGCAGAUGAAGCUUUUAAGUUGUAUGACGAGAUGUUGAGAAUGGGUCUAACACCUGAUGAUAGAGUUUUUGCUGCACUUGUUGGCAGCCUUCAUAAACCCGGUUCUCAUGUUGCUGUCAAACAAAAUGAGUAUGGUGAACCAAAAAUAGACACGCCUGAUGCCUCCAGCUGGCCAAACAAUGGUUUGUCAAUUUCACAAGGGAAGUGUUGGGUAACAUACAAACCUCGGAAGGAAAGGUGGCUCAUACACGAUGACACAUCAGGUACUGUUGCAACCUAUGAAACAAUCCAUCAGGAUAUAUACAACGUGACAGAAGAGAAACGUGCAAGCCUAAUUCUCCUUCCAUUCCACAAAGAACUAAACUCAGAAGGUGUGUUGGAAACAACCAACGAUGCAUUAGGUGACAUAAACAAGAAUGUGUUGCAGGAACCACCUUGUUCUGUGGGAUCCUUGUGA